Molecule: messenger RNA, 357 nt
Organism: Cavia porcellus (domestic guinea pig)
Lineage: Eukaryota; Metazoa; Chordata; Mammalia; Rodentia; Caviidae
Product: histone H3.3A-like
Exons: 1
Coding region: 1-357 (118 amino acids)
Cellular component (GO): nucleus; nucleosome
Molecular function (GO): protein heterodimerization activity; DNA binding; structural constituent of chromatin
Source: RefSeq, a predicted model, not a curated record
AUGAUACAACAGGCUGCAAAAGCGGCUCAUAAGAGUGCGCCCUCUGCUGGAGGGAUGAAGAAACCUCAUGGGUACAAGCCUGAGACUGCGGCACUCUGGGAAACGAGGCGUUAUCAGAAGUCCCCUGAACUGAUUUGCAAACUCCCUUUCCAGCUGCUGAUUCAAGAAAUUGUUCAGGACUUCAAAAGAUAUCUGCGCUUCCAGAGCGCAGCUGUGGGUGCUUUUCAAGAGGCAAGUGAGGCCUUAAUGGUUGACCUGUUUGAAGACACCAACCUGUGUGGUAUCUACGCCAAACAUGUAACAAUUAUGCCAAAAGACAGCCAACUAGCAUGGCACAUUCAUGGAGCACACGCUUAA